Molecule: messenger RNA, 714 nt
Organism: Penicillium salamii
Lineage: Eukaryota; Fungi; Ascomycota; Eurotiomycetes; Eurotiales; Aspergillaceae
Source: the annotation of a GenBank genome assembly
AUGGAAGCCAGCCGUUACGAUUCAGAGUCCCGACGCGCACUACAACAUAAGCCCGUUCACACCAAUGGCUCUGUCGACCCAAAAAUCCAUUUCUGCGGCAGCGGAAUUCUGCUUUUCUUUAUUUUCCAUAUAAUUCGGUGCUCUUCGUCAACAAGCAAUGCGAUCACAGCAUUGGUUUCUCUGUUAUCCAACCUCUUUUGUUUUGGUACUUCUGCUUUUUCCCAUUACUUACUUGACUCGGGGAAGCAGCUCUCUUCCUCCUUCUUCCUGUUGGACCACAUCGGAAUUAUUCUACACAUAUGGGGGACGUCCGUAUCGGUCUUGCUAUUAGAGAAUUCUGGUAGUGGGAAAAUCAUUUCAGUAAUUCUGGGAAUCACACUGGCCGGGAUUGUCUGUGCCACCUAUUUGAUAACCUGGCCAAGAGAGAAGAAAGAACGAAUGCUGGUCAUUGGGGUGUUUGGAGCAUUGGCCCUAUGCAGCGUCUCACUCUACAAUGCUGUUUUCUCGAGCACCUCUCGACUGACGGCAUCUUAUAUCUUCUUGGCUGUGGUCAAUGGCAUCGGAGGGUGGUUCUACUCCCGUGGGUCUAUUCAAAUACUGAAUCAACGUUCAAGCAAGCCCUAUACUGUUUCGGGGCAUUCGUUGAUGCACCUAUGCUCACUGAUUACAUCAAUAUCUCACGCUUCAACUCUGGCAUUGUCCAUCUGCAUCUGA